Messenger RNA from Cicer arietinum (chickpea), 1737 nucleotides. RefSeq lists its product as uncharacterized. The record is from RefSeq and is a predicted model, not a curated record. Lineage: Eukaryota; Viridiplantae; Streptophyta; Magnoliopsida; Fabales; Fabaceae.
UUUUUCUUUUUCUUUUUCAUUUCUCUUCUCUUCUCUUCUCUUCAUGUCUCCAUCGCCAUCUUGAGGUUUGUUCCUUUUUCUUUUCCUUCUUAUUUUUAUUAUUAUUUAUUAUUAUUAUUAUUGUUAUUAUGCUUUCCCUUUUUUGCUUUUGGGAGGAGAAGAAGAAGAAGAAGAAGCAUUGACAGUGAAACUAUUAGCUACCAUUCUUUUUUGAUUUCUCUGAUUCUCUCUCUUAUUCUCUGAUCCUACAUUCUCCAAAUUUGUUUUUUUUUAAUCCAAUUCAUAGCCAUUUCUUCAAUUCAAACGUAUCUGAGUCUGAGAUAGGUUUUGCAGUUAAGUUAUUCCUAUUUUUCCUGUUUAAGUCAGUGCUUUUCUUUGUCAUCAAAUUUUGUGGGGCUCUAUCUGUUUGUUGAAAAACCCCAAACAGCACAAAAAAUGAAAGAUUUUCCUACUUGUUUUGGUGAAAAUGGUGUUCAAGUUGCUGAUUCUUCAUCUUCAACUGCAACUAAAAAUGCACAAAACAACAUGGUUACUUGUGUUUAUCAAUGCCGGAUACGUGGUAGGUCGUGUCCGAUUACUGUCAAUUGGAGUAAGAAUUUGGUGGGUCAACUUCUCACUGUUGGGAUCCAUGAUUGUCUUUGUAAGGUGGAUAUCAAACCCUGGGUUUUCUCCAAGAAGAAAGGUUGUAAGAGUCUAGAGGCGUUUUCUGCCAAAAUUGAUGUCUUUUGGGAUCUUUCUUCUGCUAAAUUUGGUUCAGGGCCUGAACCAUUGGAAGGGUUUUAUGUUGGAGUUGUUGUCGAUCGACAGAUGGUUCUUCUUCUCGGGGAUUUGAGGAAAGAAGCUUUCAAGAAAACCAAUGCUGUUCCGUUGCCUUCUAAUUCAAAUGCUGCUGUUUUAGUAGCCAAGAAAGAACAUGUUUUUGGUAAGAAGUUGUAUGGUACCAAGGCUGUGUUUUGUGACAAUGGUCAGAUUCAUGAUCUUGUGAUUGAAUGUGAUACAACAAGUGGUGUUAGUGAUCCGUGCCUUAUAAUUCGCAUAGACAGCAAGAUUGUGAUGCAAGUGAAACGGUUGAGAUGGAAGUUCAGGGGGAAUCAUACUAUCCUUGUUGAUGGUCUUGCUGUGGAAGUUUUCUGGGACGUUCAUAAUUGGCUCUUUGGUACUUCUCUUGCAGAUGCUGUCUUUAUGUUCAGGACGUGCCCCUCCGCGGAAAAAUUGUGGACUACACAACCCCUUUCUUCUGAUGAUGCUAAUAUGCUGCAGUGGUCUUUCUCUGAGAGGUUUUCUGAGACCAGAUUGCAAGGUCUUAGUUUCUCACUUAUUUUGUAUGCCCGGAAGAAUGUGUAGAGAUGCAGAAAUCCAUUAUAUAUUUAUAAUACUAACAGACAUCUUAGUGAGUUUUUUAUAUAUGUUUAUUUAUCAACCAUGUCACUGAAAUACAGUUGACAGAAAAUGAGUCUUUAGUUUUGUUUCUCUCACUCCCCCUGUUAAAUUUGCAUACUCAAUUAGCUGAUUAGCUGAGCUAUUUCAACAGAUCAGGGGCUUUUGUUUUGGCAACCCAUAUGGCUGUAUAUUUUGCCUUGAGGUGAUAAUUUUAUGGUCCAUUUUGUUUGAAGUUUGUUUCCUGUGUUAUUCAGCUAAGUACUGAGAUUUUACAAACUGAUAGUACAUGUCUGUACUUUUAAUUAGUAUGUACAUACCUAUUAAUUAUAUACAGUUCCGGGUUGCCAUAUAUUUUAA